Molecule: messenger RNA, 4535 nt
Organism: Clupea harengus (Atlantic herring)
Lineage: Eukaryota; Metazoa; Chordata; Actinopteri; Clupeiformes; Clupeidae
Product: protein MTSS 1-like
Biological process (GO): positive regulation of actin filament bundle assembly; plasma membrane organization; adherens junction maintenance
Cellular component (GO): cytoplasmic side of plasma membrane; actin cytoskeleton
Molecular function (GO): actin binding; phospholipid binding
Source: RefSeq, a predicted model, not a curated record
CGCGCAAACACAACUGUGCUCACAACUCUAGAGCCACUGUCGCUGGUUCUAUGGCAUUGCACUCAGCAAAAAGGAGUUCCAUUUGAAUUCGUGCUAUGGAUAUUAUUUGUCCCCGCCGGAGUCAUAGGGUUACGUUUUCAGACUGGGAAUACAAUCCACGCCAACUGUUUUGUAUUUAAACGUUAGCAGAUUUUCGGAGGCUGUGCAUCACAGUCAUGGAAUGCGUGCCAUUGUGGGGAAGUGGGGUUUUAAAUCUCGCCAUCCACUCUUUGCAUCCCCCAAUAUUUGUUCGCUAGCUAGUUAUAAUCCCCUAAAUUAGCGAAAGUCAGGGCACUACCGUGACAGACAGAAUAAGAGUUAUAUGUUCGUAUUCUUUCGAAUAGAAGCAGUACGCGACCACAUAAAUCAAAAUUGUUGGACUGGAGCGAGCAAUUCUUUUGAUCUGAGAAGCAGCUAAUGUAAGCACCUCUACGCGAGCUAACCAACCAAGCAAGAAGUCGUUGGCUAGCCAGGGAGUUCAAAAGGCAUACCUGACCAGGUUGUUUGUAAAAAUGGAGGCUGUUAUUGAAAAAGAAUGCAGUGCACUUGGAGGGCUUUUUCAAACCAUAAUCGGUGACAUGAAGAGCAGUUAUCCGAUCUGGGAGGAUUUCAUUAGCAAAGCUUCAAAGUUGCAGUCCCAGCUAAGAACCACGGUGGUGGCCACCGCAGCGUUCCUCGAUGCCUUCCAGAAAGUGGCCGACCUGGCGACGAGCUCUCGAGGGGGCACCAGAGACAUCGGCUCAGCUCUGACCAGGAUGUGUAUGAGGCACAGGAGCAUCGAGGCCAGGCUGCGGCAGCUCUCAAUGGCUUUCAUGGACUGCCUCGUCAACCCACUGCAGGACCAGGUUGAGGACUGGAAGAAAGGGGCCCACACUCUGGAUAAGGACCACGCUAAAGAGUAUAAGAAGGCCAGACAAGAGAUCAAGAAGAAGUCCUCCGACACCCUGAAGCUGCAGAAGAAGGCAAAGAAAGUGCUGUUUCCAGCUGAUACCCUGGGCCGUGGUGACAUCCAGCCUCAGCUGGACUCUGCCAUGCAGGACGUGAGUGAUAAGUACCUGCUGCUGGAGGAGACGGAGAAGCAGGCGGUGAGGAAGGCCCUGAUCGAGGAGAGAGCGCGCUUCUGUGCCUUUGUGUCCAUGCUGAGGCCCGUGGUGGAUGAGGAGGUUUCCAUGCUGGGAGAGAUCACUCACCUGCAGACUAUUUCAGAUGACCUGAAGUCCUUGACUAUCGACCCACAUAAGUUGCCCCCUGCCAGUGAGCAGGUCAUCCAUGAUUUAAAAGGCUCCGACUACAACUGGACCUACCAGACGCCCCCAUCCUCACCUAGCAACGCUGUCUCCAGGAAGUCCAGCAUGUGCAGCGGCAGCCUGAACAGCGUGACCAGCAGCGACUCGCGCUCCAGCGGCUCCUACUCCCACUCGCCCUCCCCGCAGUAUCGCUACCGCAGCUGCACCCUGCCGCCCCACACCUCCAGCCGCCUGGCCUCCAUCUCCUCCCACGACUCUGGCUUCAUCUCGCAGGAUGCCGGCCAGUCCAAGUCCCCCUCGCCCAUGCCCAUACCCAUGCCCGCAGACGCUGGCCCGCAGUUGACCAACGGCUUUGAGCACUACGGGCUGCCGGACUCUCUCUACCUUGCCGGGGUGGGCGGCAGCAGCAGCAUCUUCCCCUCCUCCUUCCCUCCCCCCGCCUCCCCCUCGUCCUCCUCCUGCUCGUCCUCCUCCACCCUGCGCUCCUGGUCCCGGCCCAACUCCGCCCUCAUCCCCGACUACCCCCACUACUGCACCCUGGGCCCCAGCAUCAUCCCCUCAUCCAAGGUCCCCAGCUGGAAGGACUGGGCCAAGCCUGGGCCAUAUGACCAGCCCGUGGUGAACACGCUGCGUAGGAAGAAGGAGAGAGUGGAGUCGACACCUGCUCCGGCUCAACCAGCAUUAACCAGCAACUCUACCGAAGAGCCACCGCGAGCUGGCCGCGCCGCCGUCGCCACCACACCAAGGCCUGCGGAGGACUCAGACCCCCAUGCGGAGCUGGCGCUGGCCCUCUCCUGCGGCCUGCAGCUGGACACACACACCCAGGGCUCCAGCAGAGACUCCCUGCAGUGCUCCAGCGGCUACAGCACCCAGACCAACACACCCUGCUGCUCCGAGGACACUAUCCCCUCACAGAUGUCCGACUACGACUAUUUCUCCAUGGGCGGGGAGCAGGAGAUAGACCAGCAGGACUUUGACAAGUCCUCCACCAUCCCCCGCAACAGUGACAUCACCCAGUCGUACCGCCGCAUGUUCCAGGCCAAGCGGCCCGCCUCCACGGCCGGCGUCCCCUGUGGCUCCGGCCCGGUCAUCGUCACGCCAGGCGUGGCCACCAUCCGCCGCACGCCCUCCACUAAGCCCUCAGGCCGGCGUGCCACCAUCUCAGGAGGGGGGCCCAUCCCCAUCAAGACCCCCGUCAUCCCAUUCAAGACCCCCAUGGCUCCUGACGCCCUGCCCGGCCUCUGCUUCAGUCAGGGCAGCACGGGCACCGAGGAAGAGGAUCCCCCCAGCCCCGAGUCUCCUGCCUCGGUGGAGGGAGAGCAGCUGGGCAUCCUGCCAGUGUCCUCCUGGAGCGGACAGGCCUCCACCAACCCCCCUGUCUCUAUCGCCCAGGCUGGGAAGGGGACUGAAGGGCUGCUGGAUGGGAUGGACCCCUCAGACCCUCAGGGCGACACAAUGCUGCUGGCUAUCCGUCGAGGCGUCAAACUGAAGAGGGCUCCAACCAACGACCGUUCCGCCCCACGGAUCGCCUGAGCGCACAGCAGAAGACCUCUGAUCGAACAAGCUGAAUAGGAGGCACCAGAAACCAGACGAGUCAUUUGCUUAGACAGUGUCGCAGCUGAGAAGCCAGUAUGGCUGUGUGUGUGUAAAUUAUGUUUAAGCGGACGUCAUUGAAUGAAAAGUGGGUUGGCCUGGGGGGUCGGGUUGACCAUCACAAUAUUGUAGGCUCUGCUUUUUGGAUUUGUUAGCUAUGGUCAACCAAUCAGUGGCAAUGGUAUGUUCAGUGUGAGUGCCAUUUACCCAGGAAGCAUUUGAGCUGGCCCAUCCCAGAAGAGCAAGAGAGACUUGGGUUGGUCCAAGGGCAGGACGAACUCCAUGGGGGGCCCUAGCGAUUUGAAGGUGGACGAGGAUGCCUCAUUGGAGUUUUGUAUAUAAAUCUAUCACUGUUCUCUUUGUUUGUUGUCUUAAGCAGCUGACGCCAUUACCUGGGGUGCCAAAUAGUAAGUCAUAGAGAAUUGAAUAAGUAUGGUUGCGCAGGUGGCAGGUACCAUCCUCUAGUUCUCAUAACACGACCAGUUCCAUUCUGCUGAUUUCCAACCAGAACUCCCCUGUGGUACAGCAAUUUUAAUCAUUCAGUUUUUAAUCCAAGAUCACUAAUGUUCUGUUUCAAAGCAAUAUGCUGGCUCAUAAUUUUACAUGUAUAUGCUUUAGUGGAAGAUACGUGUAAAGUUUGUAUGAUAAUGGUAUAAAGUGGUAAGAGAAAUGAUCAUCUGUGACCUGUAUGCAUAUCUAAAUAAGGAUGAAAAAGAUUUCAGAUGGUGACACACUAAAGAUUUUAUUCACUGCUUGAGUUUAUCUGUUUUAAGCAAGUUUUCUGUUCAAUAUUAGGAAUGCAUGCAGCCUUACCUCUGUAAACUGCUCAUUAAAUAUAAUGAUGUUGUUUAUCUCAAAAUAAGCUAUGAUUUAUUACACAAACAUGAACUGGUUUGUAGUGAUUUUCUUUUGUCCUUGCAUCAGCUUUUAGUUUAGUUUUAGAUGAGGUGAGCUGGUCAGGGAGGGAUUUGCCAAACGUGAAACGCUAAAAGGUGAACCUCAGCCUCAGUGUGUUUUUAAAUGACCCACUGGCUCUCAUACCUCUGUUCUUGUUUUGUGGUGAUUUUGAUUUUGUACAUAAUGUAAAUACUUUUUGUAGUUUUAUAGGUUGACAAAUAAAACUAUAUCUGUGUCCUGGCUCGGAAUAGAUUUUACACAGCUUAAAGCUUUCAAAUUUAAGCAACAAGAAUUAAAAUGUGAUAUUAAAGCACAAAUUACUAAAAACAUUUAAAAAAUAUCCAAGAUGAUAUUAAGGACCUGUAAAUUAUGUUGUUGACUUCAUUGGUUUGUAGAUUUCAGAGGUUGGCUAAGUUGAACUGAAGUUGGUCUGCAUUAACAAAGCUGUUAACAUGUUGUUAGCUCCCAGUGGGAAUGCUGUGAUGGGAGUAUAGGUAAUCACAUAUUUAGCAUACACUUUAUGAAAUGCCUCAUAUUAAAGAAAACAUGAAGUUUCAACAUUUCCACGGACUGUUUAUGUAAGCCAAAAUCAGUGAUUAUAAGAUUUUUUUAGAUUUUUUUUUUUGCCUGCUCUGACCCUGGUUUGACUCCCCUCUUGCCGUUUAAAAUGUUCCAUUUUCGCAGAUUCCAUGGUUUAUUUAUUUAUUUUUGAUGUUUUAAUCACAGCUUUAGCAUCGAAUUAAAAAUAAAUUGUGUUUA